UCCUGUUUUCACCACACAUGCGCCGGAUCUAGUGAUUGCAAUGCUCUCAUCUUAACGGAUACAACGCAACUGACUCGACCACGACGGACCAAAGGUUAUUUAAAUGAAAGAAAUGUAUUACUUUGCCAGCCUGCGUCAGCCACUUGGCUAUCUAUAUCGACAUGUCGCGCACAGCAGACUGCUCUCGCCAUGUGCCUAUCAUGGAUUUCACUUGGGAGGAUUGAAUCUCCGAACCGAAUAAACGACGAACAAGAUGAGCGAACAACCGCUGAAUCUUCAUUGAUUUCAAGUUCACUUCAAUUCAUCACACCCACCUCCAAGAUUCGCGGUGGCGCCUCUAGAUUAUCGUGCACCGUAGCCCGCGGAUCCCCAGUACCAGCACCGCCAGCGUCAGCGCCAGCGCCACCACCGCUCUCCCGCCAGCUUCUCACCUCGAACCCUUUCGUCUUCAGAAUCCCGUUCAUGUCACCAACUGGAUAUCCUUUCCCUUCCUCUAUUUCUCGUAACCCCACGCUCCCCGCGCUCUCCCUCUCCUUGCCCCUCACUGUGAAUGAAGAGCCGGAUAGUAUGGAUCCUGACCUCGAAAACCCGUGUUUAUGGCUAUACUUUCUCGAACCCACUCCUCUGCUUAGUCGUAUACUCUCUCCUCUACUCCCACUAGCAUCGGAAUCGCCGUUGCGGUUCUGGCUAGAGAUGGGGCCAAAGAUAUUGGGGAGGAGGAAGGAGAGGAGGGGUUUGCAGCUUGGGAGACAGCCGCAGGCGAUUCCGAGGCUGGAUUCUAGGGCGCAGAUUAUGAGGAGGAGUGCGCCGUUCCCUAUAGUAU
Molecule: messenger RNA, 823 nt
Organism: Periconia digitata
Lineage: Eukaryota; Fungi; Ascomycota; Dothideomycetes; Pleosporales; Periconiaceae
Source: the annotation of a GenBank genome assembly